AUGCCGCCGCCUAAGCCAAUUACGGUGCAGCUGCGACCGUCGCUUGCACUCUCCGCCGCGCUUUGGCUUACUGCAUUCGUCUCUUGCCAUGCCGCGCAACCGGUGAUCAACGCUACUCAAGCGGUGUUUCUCAACGACUGCCAGAAGGCAUGGGAGACUUUCCCAGGCUGGGCCAUGGGUGCUACCUGUGGCAAUGUUGGGGUCAAAUGGGACGCUUCAGGCAUGAUCACCUCAAUAUAUUUGCCGGAUACAACUCUUGGUGGGUCUAUCCCUAACAGCAUUUCCUCUCUCACUUCACUCACAGAACUCAAUGUGACAGGGAAUCAGCUCACCGGGUCCAUUCCUGCUGCAAUUGGAAAGCUCACCAAUCUGACCCAUCUAUCUGUCAGAAGGAACGCGUUGAAUGGUCCCAUUCCUGACAGCAUC
Closterium sp. Yama58-4 is the source of this 426-nucleotide messenger RNA. The record is from the annotation of a GenBank genome assembly. Lineage: Eukaryota; Viridiplantae; Streptophyta; Zygnematophyceae; Desmidiales; Closteriaceae.